AUGCUGGCGUUUUUGCUGAGAGGGGCGGCAAUGAACCGCUCCAUCCACUUCGCCUUCCUCAUCCUGGCCGUCGUCGCCGCCGUGGUCAGCUAUCGCUCGAUCGCCCGCCGCGGCCUCAUGCUACAGCCCAUCCAGCGCCUCUACGACGAGGAGAAUGAAUCGCUUGACGCCGGGGCGAUGAAUGAGACCCUGUUCCUCCUCGCCGCCCAAGAACCUGGCGCAACGGAGCUGCAACGGAAUGUGGCGGACCUUCUCUCGGCGAACCUCGAGUCCAUUGACUUGCCUGGCGAGCUGUACCGGCAAAUCUCUAUCUGGCGGCGGGGAGUGAAGCCGAGAAAUCGAUCUAUGUAUUUGGCCCGCAUCACGUUCCUGGCCCGACCGGAGCACCCCCAGCACGACCAGGUUUUACCGGAGUUCCGGCGGCUGCUCGGCGAUUGGUUCCGCAACCGCCGCGACUUCCGGCCAGAGGUGAUGUCGGAUCUGGUCGACCACAUCAAGCGCCCCAUCGAUCUCAACAACCACUACCCUUACUCGGGCAAGCGGUACCCUACCUGUGCCGUCGUGGGCAACAGCGGCGUCCUCCUCAAUGCAGACCACGGUGACCUAAUCGACGCACACCACCUCGUCAUCCGCCUCAACAACGCCCGCAUCAUUGGCUACCAGAGGCACGUCGGCGCCAAGACCUCCCUCUCCUUUAUCAACAGCAACGUGCUCCACGCUUGCGCUCUGCUCGAGGGCUGCUUCUGCCACCCCUACGGCGACCUCGUCCCCGUCGUGUUCUACAUCUGCCAGCCGGCGCAUUUCAUCGAAUACAUGAUAUGCAAUUCCACGCACAAGUCGCCGCUUCUGGUGACGGACGGACGGUUCGACGCCCUCUGUUCCCGCAUCGUGAAGUACUACUCUCUGAAGUUGUUCGUGGAGGAGACCGGGGAGUCGCCGUCGACGUGGGGAACAUACCACGACGAGCGGUGGUUCCACUACUCGUCAGGGAUGCAGGCCGUUGUGCUCGCGGUCGGCAUCUGCGACAAGGUGAGCAUCUUCGGUUUCGGUAAGUCACCCCAAGCGAGGCACCAUUACCACACGAACCAGAAGAGGGAGCUGGGCCUCCACGAUUACCUGGCGGAGUACGAAUUCUAUCGGGACCUCAUAGAGCGGCCGCAGUCCAUACCCUUCCUCAAAGACGCCGGAGUUAAGGUACCCACUGUUGUCUUCUACCAUUGA
Molecule: messenger RNA, 1221 nt
Organism: Zingiber officinale
Lineage: Eukaryota; Viridiplantae; Streptophyta; Magnoliopsida; Zingiberales; Zingiberaceae
Product: sialyltransferase-like protein 1
Exons: 1
Coding region: 1-1221 (406 amino acids)
Molecular function (GO): sialyltransferase activity
Source: RefSeq, a predicted model, not a curated record